Entrophospora sp. SA101 is the source of this 2478-nucleotide messenger RNA. NCBI's taxonomy places the organism in Eukaryota, Fungi, Glomeromycota, Glomeromycetes, Entrophosporales, Entrophosporaceae. The record is from the annotation of a GenBank genome assembly.
AUGGCGUAUAACAAUGAAAAAGAAGCACGCCGUAGUUGGUAUUUCUCAUAUAAAGAUAAACAUAGGCGAGUUGGAGAAAUGAUACGAGAGAAAUUUGCAUAUAAAUUUUUAAUCCGCCAUUAUGCAAAAAAGUUAAAGGAGUGUCAGGAUCACGGUAAAGCUCUCAAUUUCAAACUCAAUUCCAUAGAAAAAGCAAAAAAUAAACAGUUAUUGCAAAAACAUCUAUCUGAAUGGGAGUAUAAAACACGAGAAGCAAAAGGUUUAACGAUUAAAGUUCCAAUGCCUAAUUCACCUGAUUUCUCGUCAUCUUUUUACUCAGAUUCUAGCGAUACUGGAAGUCUAACAGGAGGUAUGCGCCAAAAAUUUGAUACAAUCCAUAGACAUAGUAGAAGAACUAGUGAUAUUUUGGGUAAUAUUGAAGAGGAAUUACAUUCUAGCGAUAAUGAGGAUAGUGAAAAUUCAUCAAACUCCAUAAUUAUCGAAGGUACGUCUAAUACUGAUAUACCGCCCCUAUUUAAUGACCCGAAUUCUUCUAGUUCAGAUGAUUCAGAUGAUGAGGAAAUUCGAAGUUUAUCUUCUUCAGAUGAUGAUAUUCAUACAAGUUGUAGACAAAUCCACAUUCAGAAUAUUAGAUUACGACGUAAGGCAGAACAAGAUUUACUAGAAUGCCGCAAUGAAAAGGGCCUAUUGGAAUUUAAUCGAGAUCGCCUUGUGAAUGAUCUUGAAAUAGCUGAGGAUGAUAUCAUCGAUCAGAACCGAAUAAUAAAUAUUUUAAAUCAAGAAAAUUUAUUGCUUCGGAAUAAUAAUCCGCAUAUAAAUAACAAUCGAACAGGUAUGGUUGGUUACGAAUUAAAAAAAUUUCAUGGAUCUCCUACUGAAGAUCCCGAAGAACAUAUUGAAGAAUUUAGAUUGUGGCUUGUAGGUUCUGGAAUAGAUGUAGGUGCUGGCCAUGCUAAUAGAAUUAAUGCUCAUGGUGUUUUUAUAGCGUCUCUCAAAGGUGAUGCUAAAGAUUGGUAUGAAAGAACCAUCCAUGGAAAAAAUUGGGAAUUGAGGAAUUUACUUGAUAAUACGGCACAAGCUAAUUUAGGUGCCGUUCAAGGACAAAAUGCAGGCCAAUUGGGAGCACAAGCAUUAAAUCGUGCAAAUGGGCAGAAUGGUAAUGUUAUAAUUCCAGCUCAUACAGUAUUUGAUGAAGACUGGUCUUUUGCUGAUGGACGACCAACUGAUCGUUUACCUAAUGCACCAAAUACUAAUACAGGUAAUACUGUAGUUGUACCUGGUAUUCGACUCGGACAAGUAUUAUACUGGUUUAGAACUAACUAUCCUACAGUUACUGCAGAGAAACAACGAGUACUUUUUGGUUCAACUGUUCAAGGAAGUGAUCCUGUUGGCCGUUUCUAUUCUAAUUUGCGAAGGUUAGCUAGGCUUGCAGGUAUAGAUGUACAACAAAUUCGAUUACAAUUUAUUCGUGGACUUUCACCCGCCAACCAGAUAGAAGUUCGUCGUUUAGGGCUUGAAAAAUCUGUAGAUGAAUUACUUCCAAAACUUGAAGAAAUCGAAAGAUAUACAGCAGAACAGUUAUCUGGAGCUUAUUUACGUCCAAUUUCAGAUCCAACGUCAACAAAUAAAAUUCGUAAUAAAGAUAAUGUUUCAGAUAAUACCGGUAUGACUGAAACUGAUAUCAAAAACUUAGUAAAAUCUAUGAUUUCCUCUUCAGAACAAGAUGAAUCUUCUCAAAUUCACGAAAGAAAAUUAUUACGUCCUAGUCAAAUGGAACCAGGAAAAAUAUAUCGGGGUCCAGGUUUGCGCUUAAAUGACCAAGAAUGGCUUCGAAUGGAUGAGGCAACAGAUCGUCUUAGUGCUUUAGCAGGUCCAUCUUAUCUACAAACUUUCAUGGAUAAAAUUAGUAAAGGAAUAAUGGAUAGAAUUACGCCUCUCUUACCCCAAAAGAAAAAAAAUACUUCUAAUGAUGGUAUGGAUGAAAUUACUAAUGGUAUGGCAGAAUUAUCAAUAAAUAAUGCUAUAGCAAAAGGUAUUGAAGCAGGCGUCAAUGCUGUUAUUAAAUCAUCCAAACACCGUUGUUCGAAUUGUAAUAGAACUGGACAUAAUUCUCGCAAGUGUACUCGUAAGAAAAGGUCCAAGAGUAGAUCCAAAAAGAGAGGCAGUGUUAAUAAGGUUGCUGUAGAUUCGGGUUCAGAUACAAACUCUUCCAAUAAUGAUUCUUCAGAUAAUAACUCCGAUUCUGGGGAUUCCUCGUCUGAAGUUGAAUCUGAUCAUAGUUUUGAUAAUGAUAAGUCUUCGGUAUCUGAUCAAAUUUCUCAAGAGACAGAUAGUGAUAAGGAUGACAAUAUAACAUUGGAGGAAUGGCAUGCUCCUAGGUAUGAGAAAGAAAUGUAUGAUGCAACAAAAAUUAUCACUAAUCUUAAUACUCUUGUUUAUCACUACAUUGGAUUACCUGGUAAAGAAAAUAGAGAGUAG